Molecule: messenger RNA, 595 nt
Organism: Andrographis paniculata
Lineage: Eukaryota; Viridiplantae; Streptophyta; Magnoliopsida; Lamiales; Acanthaceae
Exons: 3
Coding region: 102-524 (140 amino acids)
Source: RefSeq, a predicted model, not a curated record
AACAAGUGGUGAUGGAUGAGCUUGAAGGCUGAAGGAGAGAAGAAGAAGAUAAAACAAGGAAGGAUGCCCUGCCCUAAUAUCAUUAUAUCAAUGAAUCCUAAAUGAUCUUCAAUACCAAUAUGGCUCUCAAUUUUCCCAGAUUAUCAUUGCUAUUAUUAUUCCCACAAAAUUCAAAUUCGAAUUCAAGUAGGAUGAUGAGGAGGAGGAUUAUUAUGAGUUUUCAUAGAAAGCCCAAUCCCAAGCAGAGGCCCCCCCUCAAUUGCUGCAUCCCACUUCACCAACAGCAGCAGGAGGAGGAGGAGGAGGAGGAGGUGGAUGUUGGGGUUAUGUGUGAAUGCUGCAGUGGGAAAGGAUGGGUCAUUUGUGACUUCUGCAAAGGCCAAAAGAUUAAUGUCAGAGGAGGAGACCCAAACACUAGUAAAAGGUUUUACAGAAGAUGCCCUUCUUGCAGAGCUAUUGGAUUGGUGAUUUGCACAGAAUGCAAAGUCUACAGAUGCGUCACCUUUCCAGAUCAAACUGAUUGAAAUCAUCCACCACUCUUAUUAUUAUUAUUAUUUUGAUUCAUGGCAUGCAUAAAUGCAUUGCUAUUUGCUCA